Messenger RNA from Oncorhynchus gorbuscha (pink salmon), 4019 nucleotides. RefSeq names its product LIM domain-containing protein 2-like. Gene Ontology annotation, biological process: actin filament bundle assembly. Gene Ontology annotation, molecular function: actin filament binding. The transcript is spliced from 4 exons. Gene Ontology annotation, cellular component: actin cytoskeleton; plasma membrane. Lineage: Eukaryota; Metazoa; Chordata; Actinopteri; Salmoniformes; Salmonidae. The record is from RefSeq and is a predicted model, not a curated record. The coding region runs from base 169 to 513 and encodes 114 amino acids.
AAACGACUCUUGAAAAACAAGAGCAGGGGAGCCAAGCUGAGGUAACUCGCCGGGUCUGUAGGAAGAAUCCUGACAGCAGAAAUCGGGGAAACGAAUGAGAAAGCAAUCGAUCACAGCAUAUUGAUCAACAAAUUGUCUUUCUAUUUAAACGUUGACGAAAGUACACAGAUGGACAACAGAAAUGCCCCUGAAGAUAAACCUGUCCAGCGCUCCAAAUCCUUCAGCUUCAAGACACCGAGGGAGGUGUGCUCGUCAUGUGAGAAGACCGUCUACCCCAUGGAGAGAUUGGUGGCUAACAACCUGAUAUUCCACUCGGCCUGUUUCUGCUGCAAACACUGCAACACCAAACUCAGCCUGGGCACAUUUGCUGCCCUUUCCGGUGAUUUCUACUGCAAGCCGCACUUCCAGCAGCUCUUCAAGAGCAAAGGCAACUAUGAUGAGGGCUUUGGCCGCAAGCAGCACAAGGAGCUUUGGACCUCCAAGGAGGGAGAGAACAUAACUAAGACUGCGUAGCCACGCCUGUCUGUGUCCCAACCGCUCUCUCCCCAAAGUUGCCUCGUCUCCACCUCCAACAUGUCAUAAAGAGCACCAACGUGUCAUGAGGGGUGCAGUCAACGCUCCUGUGCGCUCGCUCCCCAUAGAAGACACACACCCACUAUGACUGGCCGGUCACGCUCCCCAUGGAAGACACACGCCCACUAUGACUGGCCGGUCACGCUCCCCAUGGAAGACACACGCCCACUAUGACUGGCCGGUCACGCUCCCUGUUGCUCGGAAUUUUAUUUAGUGGGGUGUUUAUUCCUUUAAUUUGGUUAUAGUAUCAUUUUUAUUUUACAUUUACUCUUUUGAAAUUGUUAAUUGUGACCAAACUGCUUAUUCACAAACCAGUGGUAUGUUUUUGUCUUUUUGAGGACUACACAUCAUUGUUUUCUUUAUUUUUCGGAUAAAUUUGCACCCUUUUGUCGCAAGAGGCGCAAGGGACCGUAUGCUCAGGUGAACAUAUGGUUAGAGAAGCUGGAGUUCACCCUCAGCUGUAGAACAUACUCAGGUCAACCAUACUGAGCUAGGUUCAUUAGCACGUUUGUAUUUUAUGACCUCUUUUUAGUUCCAUAUAGUCAAUUAAAUCUAACGCCAAUUUUAAAGACCAGUCCUCUGCAUUGCGGUAGCACCUGCGGAAGCCUAUUUGUGAGUUUGUCAGGGUUCACUUAUCUGAGAAACAAACAUGGUACUGUAAAACUGUCACACGUUCUCUCUCUCUCUCUGGGUACAUUUAGUUGAAUUCUGUCUUAUUGUUCACAUGUUCUUUUUGCUCCUAUGAUCUGAAUGGCUGCUAGGUUUCAGUUCUGCAUGUUUGUCCUGUAUGAGUCUUAGCUGUCAUACCUUUAGUCUGUACUGCCCUCCUGUGUUCUGGGUGACUUUUUAAAACUAAUCUGCUUCAUUGACUCUUAAUCUCACUUUUCUGGAUUUAAAAGGCUCUCUUUGCUCUGUUAUUUUCUGGGUUUCACGGUCAUGUGAUAAGUUGCUCUCACUCGUAGAGGCUUUUUCAUCUUUAUUCUGAAUAUGAGAAGUAUCUCAUCGGUGUUUGUACAUAGCUUGUGCUUAGUGAACAUAUCACACUAUACUGUGCACAUAUGACCAUGCAUGUUAAACAGACAAGUCUAACAGGAAACCACAACUGUCACGCUAAUAUCCCCUGCUGCUUCCUGUUCAUGCAGAGCUGUCUGUUCAUGUACUAAAUUGGGCUAAGUUGGUGGGUAAAACUAAGCGGGACUUUCGGAUCUUUCAAGACAACUGUGAACUCUGGUGGGGGAACAAUGUCAAAAUCCCGAUGUCUGUGAUCUGCCAAUUGGGAAAGUCAGCUCUAGAAAGAGGCCAGAGUUCCUGAAGCAGAAUUAUGAGUUGGAUGACCUUUUAAAACAACAAAAAAUCCCAUCAACUUUUUUUCUUUUUGAGUUCCCUGUUGUCUUGAAUGAAAGUCUGAGAAUUCAGUGUUCUGAAUGUGGCAGAAAUUCACAUAUGACUGGGAUGUCCUGACGGGGUCUCAAGUGAAAUCACAUAAUGUAAAAAAAUAUAUAUAUACUAUCGUGCUUCUCCAGUGACAUCACAUCUGCAAACAUAAAUAUAUUUUAUUAUUUUUAUAAAUGCCUCAUGGCUUUCUUGUCUCGACUGCAUCACGUGAUUCUGAGCAGAGGUGGUGGAUUUGUGAAGAUGGUUCACUUCAGGCCGUUUACCAUUGGGGGAAAAAAUUGUCAGUUUCAGUCUGCUGAACAGGGUGGAUCUCCCAUCGACACCAAUGUGAUAGAUGGCAGCUGGGUCUGGUCUACUUUAUUGACUAAUGUAACCAGAAAGAAUGAGGGAGUGGGAUGUCUCGCUGCUGCGCCAUCUCUGACUUUGAGCACCAGGACCUAGUACUAUGUGAGGGGUGGGCGCUAACAGGGAAUGUUGUUUGAACUGGGGCAUGUUCAGGGGAAUUCCUACGCAGUGAGUAAAGCCCAGGCCUACAGAGCCCCAAACCUCAGAGUAGCGCCUCCUGGUGGGAGAAGAGAGGUCGGAAAUGCUUGAGUAAGUUCAGCCAGUCCCAGUAAAGGUUUGAGAUAUUACUUAUCACACAAUUGUCAAUAAACACGUUUGCCCCCAGUAAUUUAUUCUGUAUAGCUUUUACUUUUUUUUUAAAGAUGUGGGAGGGGCCUUGGGAUGAAACGGUUGUGCUACAGGUAUUUUUUUAGGUUGGAAUGUUCUAAAGCGACACCUGCUUUGGCCAACAAACUCAAUAGAUAAUAUUUUUAUUUUCUUCAUUCUAGCUUUAGAAUGAAACUAAAGCCAUUGAAUUACAUCAUUUGGGAAGUAUUCAAUGCCACUUGAAUGACACAAUGUAUAUUGUGAUGGAAUGUUUACUGUGAAUUAUAAACUGGGUGGUUCGAAUGCUGAUUGGCUGAAAUCCGUUUUAUAUCAGACCGCAUACCACUGGUAUGACAAAUCAUUUAUUUUUACUAAUCUAAUAAUAUUGGUAACCAGUUUAUAAUAGCAAUGAGGCACCUUGGGGGUUUGUGCUAUGUUGGGAAUAUACCAAACCUCCUCGGGCUUCAUUGCUUAAUUAGAGCAUGCUGUGCAGAAUAGGAAAUAAAAUGUUACUUUUUGAUAAGUAAAUCCUUAAAAAUAAAUGGCAAAAACUAUUGCGUAACAUUUAAUGCUUUUUCAAAACAAUUUUUUGUUUUUGAGUGCAAAUACCUUUUCUCCCUGUUCCAGCCUAUUCCCCUGUGAAUGAAAAGAAUCUUUCUGUUUGUUUUCCACUUAGUCCCUGUGGUAGAUAUGAGUGGUUUCACUCAGCCAGAGGUUUACGAACCCGCUCAUCCUCCACUCUCUCCUGAAUGCUUUUCAUUUUUUCAGUACAUUUCCUCAAGUUGUAAAGUUAUCUAUUUGUUUUUAACAUUUUGUAUUGGUCCUCGAGACCACCCAGAAUUCUUUGUAACCAAGAACAUCAUAUCAAAUAACACUGUGUCCAUAUCGUCUUAUGUGUGAGGAGUGUACCAAGGUACAACGGCGUUAUCCUGUGAAUAAACUUUCUUUGUGUAGAGAAACAAAAAGAAAGUAGGUACACAUUUCCAUACUGGUACCAGGAGGCUCAGGUCUAUGAGAGCUGUGUGACUGUCUGUGUUCUGCGAGUCAUGUAGUUGUGUGCAAAAUUGGAUGUAGACUUAACAUUUCUCAAUGCAGGUGUCACUGUUGUCAAAAUGUUAAUGUAUGCAUUUAAAAACAUUCUGUAUAACUUGACCUGUGGAUGGUGACCUUGCAAGCAAAAAGGACGUUUUGGCUCUUACUCGUCUUUCACCUCUACUCUCUUCUUUUAGGAUUAUUACUCCAGUUAAAUUGUGUUGUAGAAGAACGUGAUUAUAAAUAAUGUGAUUUGUCCCCCUCACACCUACACACAAUCAAAUGUAUUUUGUUUGAUCAUUUUCUUUCAGUAGUUUAAAUUUUUACAUGCUUUUGGAAAAAUAAAUGAAGAUGCUGGUGAUAAGUGA